AUUAUAAUAAUUCAUAAUUAUAAAUUUACAUAUUAAGGAAAAUUAAAAUUAUUAUUUAAUUAUUUCUGUGUCUAAUUUAAGAAUUUACAAACAGGAAAACAAAACCGAAAUCCUAUCAAGUGUUAAAAUCCAAAUAAAAAAAAAGCAUUAAAAUAAGCUAUAUAUUUGUGUCUACAAAUUAAAAUGACAAUAGAAUAGCCUGCACGAUGACGUCACAAUAGAAAAUUCAUUUUAUUAAUUAAUUACAAAAGUUGAAUGUCGUCACAGAACUAGACGCCAUUUUACUUCAAUUUAAAAUAAGAGGGGAAGAAAAGAAUGUAAUACGAACACUGGUUGGAGGAAAGAAGCGAAAAAAAAAAAGAUUUAAAUUUCUCAACUUAAACAAUAAUAAAAUGAAUUUAGUGUAAUUAAACACAUAUAUUAUUGUUUAGACGCAAUCAGGUUACUUAAGAGAAUGGAUAUCGCCCGAAAUCCCGAUGAGAGGAAUGAUUUCAACGUGGCGGAAAUAGAGAUGUCGACAAGCAGAAAAAAACCGACUGAAAAGAAAAAAAAAAGAGCGACAACACAACAUCACUGACGUCACACUAAAUAAACAUCAAAUGUCGUCAUACAGGGAGAAAAAAAUAAAAAAAAAUAUGCAACGUAAAGUCGACUGCGUUAAGAAAAAUGACGUAAAUGGAACUAGGUUAAAGCGAGGAAAAUGACUAAUUAAUAAAUCUCAUCGAUCGUUUAUAUUUAUAUUUAUGCUUUUAUUUCUAUUUUUCCUGGAGAUGGAGAGAAGUUAGGGAAUUAAAUGCACUACAGAGGGAGCUGUUUCGAGAAGAGAAGGGAUAGUUGAGGUGGUCGACAUCCAGACUUGCGUUUAAGUGUGUUGUUUAGUCGUCCGUUCCUUCCCCACAUGUUGGAAUAUGGCUGGGGCUAAAUCUGGUGUUCACGUCGUACAACUCAAACCCAUACACGUCACAGAAAGGCUAUUAUCGGGUAAUAAAUUCGUCAAAUGGGAUGACGAUUCCGCUGUUGGAACUCCCGUGACUUUAAAAGUCGAUCCUAGAGGAUAUUUUUUGUUUUGGACAGAUCAAAAUAAAGAGACAGAAUUCCUGGAGAUUUCCUAUAUUAGAGACGUCAGAACAGGGAAAUACGCCAAAAUCCCCAGGGAUGGUAGACUUCGUGAUACUGUCAGUAUGGGUGCUUCUGAUACACCGCUGGAAGAUAAAACCGUUACUGUUGUACAUGGACCCGAUUUAGUCAACGUUAGCUUCAUUAAUUUUUGCUGUAACUGUAGGCAAGUUGCUCUGGAAUGGAGGGACGAAUUACUGAAGAUUGCAUACAAUUUAUUAGCAUUGAAUGGCUCAGCCGCCAUGUUUUUGGAAAAGGCCUAUGUCAAGCUGUGCAUGAUGACCGACAGAUCAGGAAAAAUACCAGUUAAACACGUUAUUAGAUUAUUCGCUUCACACAAGGAUGAUAAAAAACGUGUAGAGAAGGCUUUAGAGGCAUGCAAUCUACCAAUCGGAAAGAAUGACGUGAUAUCUCCUGAAAAAUUCACUUUCGAUUCGUUUAUGAAUAUCUACGCUCAUCUAGUGGGUAGGGAGGAGAUCGAUGCUAUAUUUGAAUCCACAUGCGGAGGGAACAAGAAAAAGGGGAUGACGGUGGACCAAUUAGUAGAAUUCCUCAACAAAGAACAAAGAGAUCCUCGUCUAAAUGAGAUUCUGUAUCCUUAUGCCAAUCCAGCUCGUGCUCGUGAUAUUAUUAAUGAAUACGAACCUAAUAAGAGUUACGCCCAGAAAGGUAUAAUGAGUAUCGACGGUUUUCUGAGGUACCUGAUGAGUGAUGACAACCCCAUUGUGGCACCCGAAAAAUUCGAUUUGAAUUUAGACAUGGACCAACCUUUAAGUCAUUAUUUUAUUAACUCUUCACACAACACUUAUUUAACAGGUCAUCAACUAACGGGAAAAUCUUCAGUGGAAAUCUAUCGCCAGUGCUUACUAGCAGGAUGCCGUUGUGUUGAAUUAGACUGUUGGAAUGGUCGAAAUUCGGACGAGGAACCAAUUAUAACUCACGGAUUUACGGUUGUAACCGAAAUUUUACUUAAGGAAGUGUUAGAAGCCAUUGCGGAUUGUGCAUUUAAAACGUCGGACUAUCCCGUGAUUCUAUCAUUUGAAAACCAUUGUUCAACAAAGCAGCAAGCAAAAAUAGCUACUUACUGUAGAAAAAUAUUCGGAGACAUGCUCUUACUCGAACCAUUAUCGACUAAUCAAUUAAAACCUGGUCAACCUUUACCCUCUCCUAAUCAAUUAUUAAGAAAAAUCAUCAUAAAAAAUAAGAAACAGCAUUCUGCGAGAAGAUUAUACGCAGAUGAAGAAAGUGAAUUGUCACUGACUCCCGAAAAAACCAUGCUUUCGGCUGGUGGCGACGAAAACCAAACAACAAACGGGGUUAACGAACAGAGUAACGAAAUGCAGAUACAAGGGAAGAGUACAAAUAUAGUCUGCGAUAUAGAUGAGUCGGAUAGCGAGAUCUCUUCUGAUGACGACGAUGUGCAAGAUAAAUACGAAGAGGGAGCAGUAGAGAAGGGUUCUGCUGAAAUGUCUGCACUAGUCAACUACAUCCAACCUGUACGAUUCCACAGUUUCGAGCAUGCAGAAAAAAGAAACAGAAGUUACGAAAUAUCUUCCUUUGUAGAAACUCAGGCGACUAAUUUACUUAAGGAACAUCCUGUCGAAUUUGUAAAUUAUAACAAACGUCAGUUAAGCAGGAUAUAUCCUAAAGGAACUCGAGUAGACUCCAGCAAUUACAUGCCCCAGGUAUUCUGGAAUGCCGGAUGCCAAUUGGUGGCAUUAAACUACCAAACAUUAGACUUAGCCAUGCAAUUAAAUUUGGGCAUAUUCGAAUACAAUGGAAGAAGUGGGUUCCUCUUGAAACCGGAUUUCAUGAGGCGAACGGAUAGGAAAUUCGACCCUUUCACGGAAUCUACAGUGGAUGGGAUUAUUGCUGGGACAGUAUCAGUUAAAAUAAUAUCUGGUCAGUUUCUAUCCGAUAAGAGGGUUGGAACCUACGUGGAAGUUGAUAUGUAUGGUUUACCAGCUGAUACUGUUCGCAGGAGGUUCCGAACCAAAACCGUUCCAGCGAAUGGUUUAAACCCCGUAUACGACGAGGAACCGUUUGUUUUCAAAAAGGUUGUGUUGCCUGAUCUUGCAUGCAUCCGGAUCGCAGUUUAUGAAGACAAUGGCAGAUUCCUAGGACACAGGGUGUUGCCCGUAUGCGGAUUACGUCCAGGUUAUAGGCAUGUCUCUUUAAGAAACGAAUCGGGACAGCCAUUGACGUUACCAACGUUAUUCGUUUACGUUGUGGUGAAGGAUUACAUUCCAGAUGGAUUAUCGGAGCUAGCAGAUGCAUUAGCUAAUCCUAUAGCGUAUCAGUCGAUGGUAGAAAAGCACGCUCAACAGCUGAUGGCAUUAACGGAUGACGUUGACGAAUCUACAGAAAUCAGCAAACCUACAAAAGCGCCAACAAAAUCGGAUUCGAAUAAAAAUACCGAAGACAAAACUAGAUCGAGCUCCUUCAAGGAUGAUAACGCAGAGACGGAACCAUCGAAGUACAAUGCAAUCAAUGGAAACAUACAGACAAAUAUGCCAAUAGCCGGAAGCACUUCUCCCGUAUUUUUGCCACCUCUGAAAAGGCAGGAAACAGCAGGAAAGAACAUGACACAGUCAGUAAGGAGUUUACCCGAGGACAAUAUUCAGGGCAAGACGUUAUCUUUACUGGAAUCUCCGGAAGCUGACAUUAUGGCCGAGAGCAUCGAUAAAAUUAAAGAACACAAACUAGUGCAAAAGGUCAUGGCCAAAUUAGAGAACGAUCUACAGAUGCUGAGGAAAAAACACGAAAAGUUAAGAGAAAAAGAAAAGCAAUUGUAUCGAAUUAAGGAGGACAAACUCUCCAAACCGUACGAACAACAGAAAUCUUUUAUAAGUCGCCAUUUUAGCCGAAUCCUGAAGCACAAGAACAAGAGGGAACUCGAAGAGAAUGCAAUGGAAGAUCAACAGAAAAAGAUGGAGGACCUACAAAAAGAUUACAAACAAACGAUGCUAGCAAUAAACAAAGAACAAUUCCGCAUCGAAAUGGAGUUGAGCAAAAAGUAUAACGAAACAAUAUACACCGCUAUCGAUAAAGCUAUGCAGACUUCACAGAAAGCGCAACUCGAUUAUCUGAAGGGUCUUCACGAUAGAGAAGUAGGGGAACUCAUGAAGCGAUUAGAGAUACAAACGAAAGAAGAAAUGAAAACAUUAAGUAAGAAACACACGGAUAAGAACGAAUUAUCCAGAAUAAAGAGGGAAUUACAUCAAAAAUUGAUCGAGCAAGCCGUAACGGAAAGACAAAGGAUUAAUAGCAUUUUAGAUAAGAAAGUCAAUGAUUUGGAAAGACAGCAUUUAGAUAUCCAGAAAAAAGUUGAAGAGGAAAAAGCACAAACCGAUGUGAAGUUGCAACAGGAAUUCGAAGAGAAGUGUAACAAAGCGGCAAAGGAAUACGACACAAAUUCUAGCGCGUUUCUUAACAGUAUAUCUUUUAACGAAGAGAUCACAUUAUGAAAAACGCUAUGAAAAAAAGAACAAAAAAAAAUUUUUACCCAGAGAGUCUGCAAUGCAACAAAAUUCAUCAACAGAACACAUUAAAGUCGCACUAUUUAUUUCUCGUUAUUCUCUAAUGACAAUUUACGCUGCAAAUAACUGUAUAUAAUUAAUUUUACUACCGAUCGAUUGUAAUGUUUCUUUUGUUGUUACCGUUGUUGUUUCGGUUUCUGUGUUGUUUCUACUAUAAAGUGAACAAAAUACCCAUUCACGGAUUGAUAACAAUCAAUGAUAUGCAUAAAGCACUCGAAACGGGCCAGUAUCUUUGUAUUUGUUUGUGUGUAUAUGUACGAAGAAAACAUACCUUUUUUUCUUUUUUUUUUUUGGCAUUAUACAAUCGGCACCACCCGCACAACACGUUUCGUUUGACACUUGACACUUUGUUUCUUUUCUAAUUAGCAAAAACUGCGCCACAAAUGACGUUCCACUACUUAAAUAAAACAAAAAAAAAAAAAAAAAA
This is a messenger RNA of Centruroides sculpturatus (bark scorpion), 5082 nucleotides long. Its product is annotated as 1-phosphatidylinositol 4,5-bisphosphate phosphodiesterase classes I and II-like. NCBI's taxonomy places the organism in Eukaryota, Metazoa, Arthropoda, Arachnida, Scorpiones, Buthidae. The record is from RefSeq and is a predicted model, not a curated record. Bases 909 to 4583 code for a protein of 1224 amino acids. Gene Ontology annotation, biological process: phosphatidylinositol-mediated signaling; lipid metabolic process. Gene Ontology annotation, molecular function: phosphatidylinositol-4,5-bisphosphate phospholipase C activity; calcium ion binding. The transcript has 35 exons.